Messenger RNA from Fimicolochytrium jonesii, 486 nucleotides. Its product is annotated as putative acetyltransferase family. The annotation marks the transcript as partial. Gene Ontology annotation, molecular function: acyltransferase activity, transferring groups other than amino-acyl groups. The record is from RefSeq and is a predicted model, not a curated record. Lineage: Eukaryota; Fungi; Chytridiomycota; Chytridiomycetes; Spizellomycetales; Powellomycetaceae. Gene Ontology annotation, biological process: mitotic sister chromatid cohesion. The transcript has a single exon. Gene Ontology annotation, cellular component: NatA complex.
AUCCAAUACCACCCCAUAACCGAAUCCAACAUCACCCGCCUCCGCCAACUCAACUCUCUCCUCUUCCCCGUCCGCUACAACGACAAAUUCUACCGCGACGUCCUUCACGUCCACCCAGCCGACCUCAGCUGCCUCGCCUUCCUCGAGCGGCUGCCCAUCGGCGCCAUCUCCUGCCGCAAGGAGCCGCUGUACCCCGCCACCGACCCGCGGCACGACCCCAGGCAUUGUCGGGUGUAUAUCAUGACGUUGGGGGUGUUGUCGCCGUAUCGGCGGUUGAGGGUUGGGUCGGCGUUGUUGGGGAGGGUGGAGGAAGCCGCGGGGAAGGAUGCCGGGGUGGUGGAGUUGGCGCUGCAUGUGCAGACGAGUAAUACGCAGGCGUUGAGGUUUUAUGAGCGGCAUGGGUUUGUAAAGGCGACGAUGGUCAAGGACUAUUAUAUUAAGAACAAUGUGCAGCCCCCGGAUGCGUGGGUGCUUAGGAAGAGUGUG